Messenger RNA from Patiria miniata (bat star), 3786 nucleotides. RefSeq lists its product as uncharacterized. The transcript has 14 exons. Gene Ontology annotation, molecular function: protein binding. NCBI's taxonomy places the organism in Eukaryota, Metazoa, Echinodermata, Asteroidea, Valvatida, Asterinidae. Gene Ontology annotation, biological process: signal transduction. The coding region runs from base 82 to 3786 and encodes 1234 amino acids. The record is from RefSeq and is a predicted model, not a curated record.
UUCUGACAACGUCUGGUUGAUUUUCAUUUCUGUGAGUGAAUCUUCACACCUAACUUCACCAUCAACACGGUAAUUACCAAGAUGCCGCAAAAGACCAUUCAGGAUUUGGAUGCCUACAUUAAGGCGACAGCCGUCGUGUACGACCACUCCAACACCAAACUCGUCAGCAGGAAGACUAAAGUCAGCAGGCGUAGGAAGGAGGCGUUUCUUUCUGUGCUUCCAUACAGGAAACCGUCUUCUCAUUACCACUCCCAUGAGAGAAAGACAUCAUCAUGGAUUACCCGUAAACAAAGAAGUAAACCUACAACAGAAUGUCAUACCAAAGACGUAAAACAGAAACUGCUGGUCUUUGUCCGGACUCCCUCCCCACAUAGGCCCAAGACACUUUAUUUCGAACUCCAUCCCGAGACAUCCGUCUCAUCUCUCAAAGAGGUAAUCCAGAAGAAGAUCGGUGUGGAGGCACGAUAUCAGCGUCUGUACAUCAGGGAAAUCUUCCAGCUCUGUGACUUGCUCACACUUGAGGAGAAUGGUGUCGACAAGAACGAAAUCAUCUCUCUCCGGCUGUCAAUAGAAGACCCAAAAGAUAAAGCUAACAUUGAUGAUGAGUACCUCAAGGACUUGUCAUCGAAAAUUGAAUCGUCGUGGAAGGAACUUGCCAAACACCUAGGAUUUGAAGAAGCGGAAAUUGCAAACAUCCAAACCACCAACGAAGGCAGCACCGAAGAGAGCCGUCACAUGCUACUCACUUGGUGGGAAAAGACGACAGAUCGCGACGAAGCAGCUAAGAAGCUGAGACGAGCAUUGGAGGCCAUCAGGCUGACUGAUUUGGCCCAAAAUGUACCGGUAACGAACGAAUCGAGUGACGAAGCAGCUGGACCCGAGCCAGAAAGGCGUCAAGAUGCAGGAGUUGACGAGGAAAACAAACAAAACGGGGCGGCAUCAACAGACGAAGAAAAUGUGAAAAACGACGAAGUCCCAAACGACAAAGCCGCCAUUGACGAUGAGUACCUCAAGGGCUUGUCCCCGAAAAUUGAGUCAUCAUGGAAGGAAUUGGCCAAACACCUAGGAUUCGCAGAAGCGGAAAUUGCAGACAUCCAAACCACAAACAAAGGCAGCAUUGCAGAUAGCUGUCACAUGCUACUCACUUGGUGGGAAAAGACGACAGAUCGCGACGAAGCAGCUCAGAAGCUGAGACGAGCAUUGGAGGCCAUCGGGCUGACUGAUUUUGCCCAAAAUGUACUGGUAACGAGCGAAUCGAGAGACGAAGCAGCUGGACCCGAGCCAGAAGGACGUCAAGAUGCAGGAGUCGACGAGGAGAGCAAACAAAAUGGGGCGGCAUCAACCGAAGAAGAGAAACUGAAAAAAGAACCAGUUGGUGAUCAAGACAAACCUGGACUUAUCAGAUAUCUGCAGGUCUUCAUCAGAAUUCACUGCUCACAUAGACCGAAGAUAAUGUGCUUGCAAGUGGAUCCAGAGACAUCUGUCUUGCUCUUAAAAGUGAUAAUAAGCGAGAAAAUUGGUGUGCCACCUCAAAAACAUCGACUGUUCAUCCGAAGAAACUUUCGUAACUUUGAGCUCCAUAACUUGCUGACACUUCACGACUGUGGAAUUCAUCAGGACGAGAACAUCUCACUCCGUCUGUGUACUGAUGGCCUACUGGGUGGUGGACACAAAGUAACGAAGGGAAUCAAGCAGAAUGAGACUACAUCAUUAGAGGAUCAGAGACGGGGACAACAGGGAGUUGUUCAUCGACACAAAUCUCAACCACCGGUACAAGUUGGAGGGACUGGGACAGAAAGCAGAUCAGUAACGAAGAGGAUCAAGCAGAAAGAGACUACAUCAUCUGAGGACCAGAGACAGGGACAACAGGGAGCUACUCAUCGAGACAACCCUCAAACAGUGACUGGGACAGAAAGCAGAUCAGGUACACUACCUGACGACAAAUCCAUAUGGAAUCAAUCCAAGAAGAUUGGAACACGUUGGGAAGAAUUGGCCUUAAACCUGGAUUUUUCUAAAGAAGAUAUUAAUAUAAUAAAGGCUGAUCAUCCCAACAAUACUGUAAGGCAGUGCUUUGAGAUGUUAAGCGCAUGGUGGAGAAAGCAGGACAAUUACACAGAAGCAAGACGGACGUUGGAGAAGGCUCUGAUUGAUUCGGGCAGGCAAGAAUUGGAUCGGGGCAUAUCAGCCGCGACGGGAAGAGCGCAAUCCAGUCCGAGUGAUGCUGCUGAUCAGUGCAGGAGUGAAUUAAAAGAGCGUUAUAUCACCACAGGUAGCUACGUUCAGUUAAUUCCCUGGGUCGAUGACGACAUGAAACAUAUCAGGGAUAUAUAUACAGAGUUACAAUUAGAAAAGGGUGACCAGGAUGACAUAGAGGGCGAUGUUGCGGAGUAUGGGGACAUUUUCCUCGUUAAAACAAAAGACGGGAAUGUGAUUAAACGCGGCAUUUUGAGUGGAUCACCUGGGAUGGGGAAGUCAACCAUUAUUGACAAAAUGGCGUACGACUGGGCUGUAGGUGGUGCACUCGGACAGUUUUCACUUUUGUUUGUCUUGAAAAUGUCCGCUCUCAAAGAAACGUCGGAGCUUGUUGAGUCGGUGUUUUCUCAACUUUUAGCAGAUGAUACAGCUGUAGAUAAGGGUGGCUUGGAAGCAUUCAUUAAAGACAAUGGUAGUAGAGUGCUCAUUCUGAUAGAUGGUUUUGAUGAAUUCACGACAACAAACCUCGAACCAGAGAAAUUUGGGUCCAUUCUAAGAAUGCUUAAUCGAAAAUUUGGCAAAGAAUGUUUUGUAGUUGUAACAACACGUCCCUCACACUUGAACAAAUUGAAGAGCAAAUCACUAAUUGAGAAACCUUUCACCCAUGUGAAUGUUUUGGGAUUUAGGAGGGAAGAUAUUGGGCAGUAUGUGAGAAAUUUUUUCCCUGCAAAGCUUGAUGAGGCUGAGGGACUCCUUGAUAGGAUUCGGUCAUCGAAUGUCAUGUCUGAUUUAGCAAGGAGUCCCAUGAUACUCCUGCUAAUGUGCUCAUUAUGGAGGGAAGAGGGAACACUACCUGAUACUUUAUCUAGAUUGUUCAGUGAGGCAAUCAGAUACAUAUUUCAAAGAAAAAUGUCUGAAUUAUCAGAAGAAGCAAUAUCGGAAGUGGUGAUUGCAAUCGGCAAAGUUGCUUUAGAAGGGCUUGUUUACCCAGAGCAAAGGCUUUCAUUUCAAGAGAGAGAGUUUGAGAAGAGUGCGCUUGAUAAAGCAAUACAAGUGGGCAUUCUCACUAGCCAGAGGGUCAUUAAGUGGCGCGGCACGGACAAUAACGUGCAGUUCAUUCAUAAGACACUUCAAGAGUAUUGUGCAGCUAUAUACUGCCAGAGUCUUUUAAGGAACGGCGACGGUGAAUUUCAGAAGAUUCUUGAUAAACUUGGCGAUCCUAUGCAUUUUGAGUACAUGCUGCGCUUCUGCUGCGGCGACAAUGAAAAGUGCACACGGCAUGUGUUGCGGAUGCUGCAUCAGAAGUUUCUGCAGGAAUUGGCUUUAAAUUGUUACUUUGAAAGUCAGUCAAAAGGUUUGUUCUCGGAUUUCAUCGAGUGGUUUUUCACUGAAUCUAUCGAGAUAUAUUACAAUAGCAAGGACUCAUUGAACUCGUUUGUGUGGUUGCUGCAGCAUGUUGCUGAGCACACAGGGCCCUCGGGAGUAGAUUACCUCGCUAAAGUACGUCAAGUUACAUUUAAGAAGGUUGACUUGUCAGGGUCGAUUGAAAUCGUACCGCAAGGCUUUGGCAGGUGUACUGCAGCCAUUCAGUAA